AACUUUCUUCCUCCUUUUUGCUCUAAUGGCGUCCAUUUCCCAUCUUUUUAUUGUUCUUUCCCUUUUAGCCUUCUCAGCCAAUGCUCAGCUCUCAGCCAACUUUUACGCUAAAAGUUGUCCCAAUCUCGAACGAAUUGUUCGUUCCGUUAUGAACAAAGCUGUUAUUGCAGAAAAACGUAUAGGAGCUUCAAUUCUUCGCCUGUUCUUCCACGAUUGCUUUGUUAAUGGUUGUGAUGGUAGUAUAUUGCUCGAUGAUACACCGACAUUUACGGGCGAAAAAAAUGCAUUUCCUAAUCGAGACUCAGUUAGAGGGUUCGAAGUGAUUGACAAAAUUAAAACCGAAGUCGAAGCUACUUGCAAGAACACCGUUUCUUGUGCUGAUAUUCUUGCUCUUGCCACUCGAGAUGGGGUUGAUUUGCUUGGAGGUCCUGAUUGGAAAGUACCACUUGGUCGGAAGGAUUCGAGGACGGCGAGCGAGAGUGACGCUAACAGCGACCUCCCGGGGCCAGGCUCCAACCUCCCGACGCUCAUCUCGAUGUUCAAUGCCAAAGGCUUCAACGCCGAUGAGAUGACUACCCUCUCCGGCGCCCAUACCAUUGGUAUGGCUAGUUGUCGAUUCUUCCGAAGACGCAUUUACAACGAUACCAACAUCGAUCCCGCCUUCGCCAAACAGAAGAGAGCCAACUGUCCGUUCACGGGCGGCGACAUGAACUUGGCCCCUCUCGACUCGACCACCCAGAGGUUCGACAACCAAUAUUUCAAAGACUUGAUUGAACUGCGCGGGCUGUUACAUUCGGACCAAGAGCUCUUCAACGGCGGCUCACAAGACGCCUUGGUUCAGACUUACAGUAAAAGUCUCCUAACCUUUAGAAAGGAUUUCGUAAACGCAAUGAUUAAGAUGGGGAAUCUUAGUCCUCCGUCUGGAUUACCCACUGAGAUUAGACGAAAUUGCAGGGUAGUCAAUUAGUUAAUCUUAAUUAGUUAAUAAUUAAUCUUAAUUAACUAGAUUAAUUAAGAAGUAAGAACAAUAAUAUAUAUACAAUAGCUACAAAUAAGAAAGAUGCUUUCUUUUACCUAA
Cucurbita maxima (winter squash) is the source of this 1078-nucleotide messenger RNA. RefSeq names its product cationic peroxidase 1-like. Lineage: Eukaryota; Viridiplantae; Streptophyta; Magnoliopsida; Cucurbitales; Cucurbitaceae. The coding region runs from base 26 to 967 and encodes 313 amino acids. The record is from RefSeq and is a predicted model, not a curated record. Gene Ontology annotation, molecular function: heme binding; peroxidase activity. The transcript has 3 exons. Gene Ontology annotation, biological process: hydrogen peroxide catabolic process; response to oxidative stress.